AUGUCCGCACUUUUCAACUUCCAGUCCCUCCUGCUCGUCAUCCUCCUCCUGAUCUGCACAUGCGCCUACGUACACCAGAUGUUCCCAACGAUAUUAGAUCGGAACAAGCAGGGGUUGAUGGGCAUUUUCUGGAAGGCUGCGAGGAUAGGGGAGAGGCUCAGUCCGUAUAUGAGUCUCUGCUGUGUGGUCAUGGCCGUCUCCAUGUUCGUCGGCACCUAG
This is a messenger RNA of Anthostomella pinea, 219 nucleotides long. NCBI's taxonomy places the organism in Eukaryota, Fungi, Ascomycota, Sordariomycetes, Xylariales, Xylariaceae. The record is from the annotation of a GenBank genome assembly.